CUUCCUCCAUCGCCUUCAUCCAAGCAAGUCGUCGGGCUGUGGGGGGUCGUUAAGGUUUCUUAAUAGUAUGCGCUAUCAUUGCCUCAUGGUGGUGCUGCUCAUUACCACCACCGCCGCCACCGCAAAUCGUCCACCUCAGCAGCUAGGAUAUAAGCCAUGUCAGAUGGGCGAACGGCCACGUAGUGCGGCAGCCGCGUCUCACCCGCAUAAGAGAGAAGCUUUGUUAAGAAGAAGGAAGGGCAGUAAGUACAUCGAGAGCCAUCGAACAAGCGUAGGAGCGUAUAAAGGCUGGGGAGUGCGAAAAUAGUGCUGACUGCUGAAGGCCAAGGAACGUUCGUUGCAUUUCAUAUCUGGCUGAAAGAAAAGAAAAGAAAGGCUACCUCUAAUAGCG
Messenger RNA from Aplosporella prunicola CBS 121167, 391 nucleotides. RefSeq lists its product as uncharacterized. NCBI's taxonomy places the organism in Eukaryota, Fungi, Ascomycota, Dothideomycetes, Botryosphaeriales, Aplosporellaceae. The transcript is spliced from 2 exons. The coding region runs from base 68 to 307 and encodes 79 amino acids. The record is from RefSeq and is a predicted model, not a curated record.